Molecule: messenger RNA, 2914 nt
Organism: Microplitis mediator
Lineage: Eukaryota; Metazoa; Arthropoda; Insecta; Hymenoptera; Braconidae
Exons: 6
Coding region: 675-2474 (599 amino acids)
Source: RefSeq, a predicted model, not a curated record
UGUAAUCUUUCAUUUGAUGACAAUAACAUUUUCAAUAAUACCUUGUACUUUUUACUUUCUUUAAAUUUUCACUCUUUAAAUUUGAAAAAACAGGAAAGAAUUAAACACAUGAGUUUCUUAAGUAAUGAAUUCACUCAAAUAUUACCUCAGAAUAAUUUGAACGAAAUGGAUAAUUAUCUCUUAUAAUUAGAAAAAUAUCAACGAAAUACUUUUUGGGACUUAUGAAACGAAAAUGACCACUAUUUAUUAAUGAUCAAUCGUGUAAUUUAAAUUUCAUACAGUUAUUCACCAUUAAUCAUAUAAAUUAAUACUAUUAAAGUAUCUUAAUAGUAUUAAAGCAGUAGUUAAAUAUAUCCUUUUGGUUGCAAAAUUUAUAAAAUAUAUAAUACAGGUGGGAGCAUUUCCAUAACAGUAUAAAUUAUAACUUCCAAUUGUUGGAGUGGAAAUAAAUAAAUGAACGGUUUAUUGUAGCAUAAAAUGUAUAAAAAGAUUAAUAUUCAGUUCAUGAACACUAGUGGCGACUUUGCGAUUGUGAUAGAAUUAAAGGUUAUCAAUAGAUUUAGAGACUAAAUCUGUGCUGUGAAGUAAAUGUUCGAUAUUAAUAUGCAUACUGUAGUUUGAAAAUAUAAAUCCUAGUGAAAAUAGGAUUGUCGAAGUAGGAAAAAAUUUGAAACAUGUCAUCGAGUGGUGAAUUUUCAACACUUUCAAGUGGUGAAGCUACGGGCACUGGCGAUGAUUCUCUGCCGAGUUCGAGAAAAGCUACAGCAGAAGUUGCGGGAUCAAGUGGUGGAUUUGUGCCUCUCAGGGAGUUUCUCGAUAGAUUUUCAUUACCGAGAGUUGUCAGAGUUGAGGAUGCGGGAAGUCGACCGAUACUUUUGUACAAACAACAACAACGAUCAUUGAGGGUGACUGCGACUCUUCUGAUGCAUCGUUAUCGACAUGAUAUUAAAGUUGGUCCAGAAAUAGUCAUUCCCGAAGGAUAUCCUGGUUGGUUUUCUGUUGUGCCAAAUAACAGUCGUACCGGCAGUGCAAGAGUUUACAGAAAAAUUGGUGCUUUAGUGAGAGCGGGUGUUCCGGCUUUUCUUUUGGCAAAACCUCUGCGAGCUUACACUCUUACUCACUCGAAAAUGGAAAAUGGAAAUUUGAGAGCUCACUAUAUAAAAACAAUAGUAAGAGCAGGUGAAGUAUUGCGUUUGGCAGCAGUAUUUCAGGAUACCAGAAGAGCGCCAAUAACCACUGAAGUAACCAGCGUGACGAGUGAUACUUCAGAGAAGAAGAAUUCAAGGUUGUCCGAGCGAGAUCAGUACGCCCAAUGUCUUGACUCCCACGGUCACGAACUAUUCGUGCCUCUCUCUUCUAGAGGUGAAUUUUACGCAACAUGUCAAAGUGGUAGUCUAGACACCGGAAGUGAUGCAGUCCUUUACAGAGUUCAUCAAUUAGCCAAGAGAGAUUUACCAUUACGAGUACGGUUAGUUGCAGGUCCCCUACCGAUUCCUCUGCCACGAGAUUACAGUGGGUUAAUGCAACUUGAAAAUGCAACGCAAGGUCCCAUAGUAUUAGGAUGUGCUGUACCGUUGAUACCAGAUCGACCCUUACCUAACGUUGCUGUCCCGGAGCUUCUGGAAUUGGUUGCAACCGGUCCCGGAGCACCAAGAGUCAAACGAGCUCGAUUAGGUUGCCCAUCUGAAUCGAGACUACUUGCAUCUCCAAAAAUGCAACGAUUACUUUCAGCGUGCAGGCGUGCCUUGGAUCAAAGAGCAACUGAACCUCGUGUAGCGCCACCAAAACUAGUAAAUAGUGGUAAUCAACUGAAAGAACUGCAUUUAAAAGAAAUAAAGUCUCAGUCUGAAGCAAAACCAAUUUUACAAAGUUUAAAAGAAAGCUUAGAACACAUGAAAAAAACAACGAUUCGUGAUCGAAUUCAUUCCAGAAGUAGUGGAAUUUCAAGUAAUCAAAGUUUCCUCGAACGAAUUACAAAAAUUACUCACAGUAGUAAAAGCAGAAAUCCAGCUAAAAAGUCUGCAUCUUUUACCUUUGCUGUUCGACCAGAAAUUGGUAUGAGGGUUCCGGAACGAUAUGGUAGCCUUGAAUCGGAUACAAAUGCAUUAGCACCAAGUGCACAUAAUGAUAAUGCUUUGAGACAGCGUGUACAGAGAUCGAUAUCAACAAGCGUUCUUGAAAUCCAAACAAAAACCGACUCAGACCCGCCUUACUCAAAAGUUAGAGACAGCCUGACUCCACUUCUAUUGACACCACCUCUUAAGUUGGAAGAGAUUUACACAGAAAUUUGUGAACCCACAGACAAUCACUCUGGGAAAAUUAACUGCCGAUCGCCAAAAAUAAGUUCAUCACUUAGUAAAUUAUGUGCCAACGAGAAAGAUCGAGGUUACGUGAAACUUGCUACUCAUUCAGAAGUAUCAGAUGUGUUGAGUAUCCCAAUAGAGGAAGAAAAUAUUUACAACACCGUGUGUUGAGCACCAGAGAAUAAAAAAUUUAGCCUUAGAAUUUAUUUUCUAAGAUGAUAGGAAUGAGUUUUACUUGCUAGGUCGAUUCAAAGCAGUGAAGGAUAUUUAAAAAAAAUGAAGAUGUGCAUAAAUAUCUCGAGUGCUUCGUGAUUGCUCUGGAUCAAUUCACCUAACAGGGAAAGAGGCAAUUAUCUAAAGCAGUACAGUCAGCGAGCCGGCCUUCUGUGUAUUUGCAUGCGAAGAUCUUUGUGCAUUUCUUGUUAUUAUUUUGAUCUGUAUGUUUACGCGUUGCGUGACUCUUGCGAUCUUCUACUUAAUCAUGGAUGUGUUAUUAUGACAUGUUUACUUAACUGUAUAUAAUUUUAAAUGCCUUGAUUAAAGGAGCUACACAGAACAGCUUAUAUGAUACCUGAAACAAAUUCCGUUGACAAAUUAUUUUCAUUUUUUGC